Messenger RNA from Phaeoacremonium minimum UCRPA7, 852 nucleotides. Its product is annotated as putative signal recognition particle protein sec65 protein. Lineage: Eukaryota; Fungi; Ascomycota; Sordariomycetes; Togniniales; Togniniaceae. The transcript has a single exon. Bases 1 to 852 code for a protein of 283 amino acids. Gene Ontology annotation, biological process: SRP-dependent cotranslational protein targeting to membrane, signal sequence recognition; SRP-dependent cotranslational protein targeting to membrane. Gene Ontology annotation, molecular function: 7S RNA binding. The record is from RefSeq and is a predicted model, not a curated record. Gene Ontology annotation, cellular component: signal recognition particle, endoplasmic reticulum targeting.
AUGUCACACCCGCGGAUAGAAGAGGUCGAGGACAGCGACGUCGAGGCAUCCGACCCCUCGGAAGGAGACAUUGAGGAUUUUGCAGACUCAGACAUCCUCCGCUCACGGACAGCACCGUCACCCGCCCAGGCCCAAGCCGCCGCCGCAGCACGAUCCCACCUCAUCAACCCCUCCACCAUCCCGUCGCUAUCGCACGGCGCAAACCAGGCGCCGCACGAGUUCCAGACGACCAGCUCGACCGCCGGCUACGGCGACUUCCAGUGCCUGUACCCGGUGUACUUUGACGCGACGCGGUCGCGCGCCGAGGGCCGCCGCGUGUCCAAGAGCCUGGCGGUGCCGAACCCGCUGGCGCGCGAGAUCGUCAACGCCUGCGCCAAGCUGCGGCUGCAGACGCUCUUCGAGCCGGGCAAGCUGCACCCGAAGGACUGGGCGAACCCGGGCCGCGUCAAGGUGCAGCUCAAGAACGCAAAGAGCCCGAGCGCCGCCGCCGCCGCCGUCAAGAACAAGCACCACCUGUACGUGCUCGUCGCCCGCCACCUGCAGGAGAACCCGACCACCGAGCACUGCGCCGGCCUGCGCGAGCGCGUGCCCGGCGCCCCGCUGCCCGACGCCGGCAAGCCGUACCCGCGCCCGGCGGUCCCGCGCGGCUGGAAGAUGGGCGACCUGCUGCCCUACUACAGCCCUGCGAUGACGGGCGGCGGCGUCAGCGAGAACCUAUUCAAGGACAUGAUGAAGGAGAUGCAGCAGGGCGGCGACAUGCAGAGCCUGCUGGCGGGUGCGGCGGGCGGCUCCGGAAGCGGAAGCGAGGAGAAGAAGAGUAAGAAGGACAAGAAGGGGAAGAAUAAGGGGUGA